AUGUCUUCAAAUGGUAAUAAUAAAGCAAUAUCCACAGAUGAUCGUUUAAAACAAGCCUAUGAAAUAUUAUCACAACGUAAUAAUAAUCGUGCAUUAAGUUUAAAAGAUGCUGGUACUGUCAUACGUGCCGCUGGCUAUAGUCCAACCAAUGGCGAACUUAAAAAAGUGAUCGAUACAAAAUUAGGUACAACUUAUGCACAUCAAUUAUUUGAUUUGAAAACAAUUGAAGAUUUAUGUACUGGUUUAAAGAAACGUUCUGAACGAGAGGUUCAUGAUAGUUUACGUUGUUUUGAUUACGAACGUAACGGCUUUAUAUCUGCACAAGAAUUGAAAUAUUUUUUAAGUACACGCGGCGAAAAAUUAAGCGAAGAAGAAAUCGACGAAUUGCUACGCGAUAUGGAUAUUGAUCAACAAGGCAUGUUAUCUAUUGAACAAGCAUUAUCAUUAUUUUUUGUUGGUGAUUAUACAGAAUAA
Molecule: messenger RNA, 474 nt
Organism: Rotaria socialis
Lineage: Eukaryota; Metazoa; Rotifera; Eurotatoria; Philodinida; Philodinidae
Source: the annotation of a GenBank genome assembly